CCCGGAAGUGUAGAAAGAUGUAACAUGUUUGGCUGGAGUUAGCGGUGUUUGCGACCACGUAUAGUAAAAUAAAUCUACAUAUUUGCAUUAUACUGUGUGCGACACCUUAAAGAUGAGUGAGACUGAAAAAGAAAAGGACCCCGCCGCCCUGAAAGAGGAGGGAAACACUCUUUUCAAGGCAGGAGACAUGCAGGGUGCUGUUUGCUGUUACACCAAAGCACUGAAGCUGACUGACAGCCAGGCAGACAAAGCUGUACUGUACCGUAACCGCUCUGCGUGCUACCUUAAGCUGGAGGAGUACAGCAAGGCAGAGGCUGAUGCCUCGAAAGCACUCGAUACUGACCAAGGUGAUGUGAAAGCCAGAUUUCGGAGGGCCCAGGCAUUUCAGAAACUUGGCCGGUUUGAUCAGGCCUUUCUGGAUGCUCAGAGAUGUGCCCAACUGGAGCCCAAAAAUAAAGCUUUCCAGGAUCUGCUCAGACAGCUGGGAGCACAGAUUCAGCAGAAGUCAGCGCAACUAAACUCCACCGAUGCUCGUGUGCAGCAGAUGUUCUCCCUCCUCUUAGAUCCAUCUACUAAAGAGUGCGAUCGACAGAAGGCUGCUCAGAAUCUAGUGGUGCUAUCUCGAGAUGAAGCAGGAGCUGAACAGAUCUUCCGUAAUGAUGGAGUGAAGCUAAUUCAGAAACUUCUGCAGUCAAAGCUGGAGGAUGUUGUACUUUCUGCUCUCAGGACAUUGGUUGGUUUGUGCACAGGACAUCAGUCUAGAACUAUGGCGAUAGUGAAUGAGUUGGGAAUGGAGCAGCUGUGUGCGGUAAUGGGAUCAGGAGCUUCAAGUGUGUCUCUGGCUGCCUGCCAUCUGCUACAGGUGAUGUUUGAAGCUCUGACAGAAGGAAUGAAAAGAGAGAUCAGAGGAAAAGAUGAAGCUAUACUUCCUGAACCAUCCAAGGAGCUGCGGUCAAUGUUACGACACCUUUUGGAAAUGAUGCCAGCAUCAAAUGUGUCAGGGCCGGGCAGAGACAGCGCUAUAAAUCUCCUUGUCAAACAAGUACCCCGCAAAUCCUUGAAAAACCCAGAUAACUCCCUCACGUUAUGGGUGGUAGACCAGGGUAUGAAACACAUCCUACAUGUAGGCAAAUAUUUUAUUAAACCAUGGUGGAUACCAAGGCAUGCAUUAUCAGCAGGAGGAACAGAUUUCAGCAUGAAGCAGUUUGCAGAGGGAUCUACACUUAAGCUUGCCAAGCAGUGCAGGAAGUGGCUGUGUAAUGAGACUCUCCCCCCAACUUCCCGCCGCUGGUCUGUGGAAGGUCUCGCCUACCUCACCUUUGAUGCAGAUGUAAAGGAAGACUUGGUGGAAGACAAGAAUGCCCUGCUGGCCAUGUUUGACCUUGCAAAGUCUGAGGAUAAGACUGUGCUCUUUGCUGUGGGUUCUACAUUAGUGAAUUGCACCAACAGUUAUGAUGUGGAGAAACCAGACCCUCAAAUGGUGGAGCUGGCCAAGUAUGCAAAGCAGCAUGUACCUGAGGAACAUCCCAAGGAUGCACCUUCCUAUGUAGAGAAAAGGCUGGUGAAGCUGCUGGAGGCUGGUGUGGUGUCUGCAUUGGUUUGCAUGGUCAAACAGGAGAGUCCUGCACUCACUGAGGCUUGUAGGGAAUGUAUUGCCAGGGUGUUCUUGGCUCUAGUGGAGCGACAGGAAGACAGAGGCACGGUGGUGGCACAGGGUGGAGGAAAGGCUCUGAUCCCACUUGCAUCCGACAACACAGAUGCAGGAAAAAUCAAAGCUGCACAAGCCCUGGCAAAAAUAACCAUCACGUCUAACCCGGAGAUUGCCUUUCCAGGAGAAAGGAUCUAUGAGGUGGUACGCCCACUAGCCAGCCUUCUGAGGCUUGAGUGCACCCUGCUGCAGAACUUUGAGGCACUCAUGGCUCUCACAAACCUGGCUGGCAUCAACGAUAGACUCAGGCAAAAGAUCAUCAAGGAGAAAGCUGUACCUAAAAUUGAAGGUUACAUGUUUGAGGAGCAUGAUCUUGUACGAGCUUCUGCCACAGAGUGCAUGUGCAACUUGGUUUUAAAUACUGAGGUGCAGAAGCUCUACCUGGCCACAGGAAAUGAUCGCCUGAAGCUGCUCGUGCUUUACAGCGGAGAGGAUGACGGGAGGCUGCGGAAAGCUGCUGCAGGAACCUUGGCCAUGCUGACAGCCGAACAUCCUGAACUCUGCGCUCGCAUCCCUGGAACUACAACCCACUGGCUAGAAAUUGUGCAGGCUUUGUUGCUCAGUGAAAUACCUGACCUACGUCAUCGUGGAGUGGUCAUAGUUCAGAACAUGAUCCAGGCAGAGAAGAGUCUGGCUGAGAAACUCAUAGAGAGCGAAGCUCUGGAGAUUCUUUCCGUCCUUGCAAAGGGAGGAGAGGGCACGCCAGAUGCCGUCUCGAAGAUAGCUCAGAACUGCCUGGAUAAAGCAAUGGAGUACGGCAUCAUCAGAAGCGGGGAAGAAAAGGAGAAGAGCUCAGGAACUGAACCCUGAACACAAAGUGCAGUGUGUGGAUGUGCCACCUGACAGCGUUUCAGUUCUUUGAACAUUAUAUUGGACCAGUGAAGUAAUUUCAUUUUUGCAGGAAAUGGGCUCAUAUGUCUUAACAAAAAAUGAUUAAAAGCAAUAAGGGAUGUAGUGAAGAAUGGUAUCAAAUGGAAGAACCAACAGCACAGAAAUGAUUUUUGACUGCUGUGUAAUGUUGAUUGUAUGCUUGUUAAAGUCUGGCAAAAGUGCGUAUUCCACCUAGAGACCAACAUUUCUCCUCCAUGUAUUUCCACUAAAAAUGACCAUUCCUAUAUAUGUGCAAAUAUUUCAUUUGAGUGUCAUUGUUAGUCCCACAAAUACAUUCUUAUUUUUAUUGUGCACACUACUUUUCUCAAUAUUUUAUUUUAUAUUCAGCAAAAAAUAGAAACAUUUCAU
Neolamprologus brichardi is the source of this 2947-nucleotide messenger RNA. The record is from RefSeq and is a predicted model, not a curated record. NCBI's taxonomy places the organism in Eukaryota, Metazoa, Chordata, Actinopteri, Cichliformes, Cichlidae.